AUGCUCUCAUCAAAGAAAAUGUCCUCCAUCUCGUUGAUGGAUUGCCAGAAGGAGAGUAUUUUGAGCAUGUUGAAUAUUGAAGGAACAGAUACUCUUUCCGAUUUGACCAAUAAGAAGAAGAAAAAGAAAUCAUCAUCCUCUUCUCAUAUGGGUGAUCAUGUUGUUACUGGACAUGAGCUCGGACAUCAACUCACAGAAAGAAAAGUGCAACAGUGGAAGGUUCUUGUCAUGGACAAGCACUGUUUUGAAAUUAUCGCUCCCUUGUUUAAAGUAGGCGAUUUAAGAGCCAUGGGAGUAACAUUGGUAUUACCAAUUGAAGAAAAACGACAACCCAUUCCCGAUGCUCCUGCUAUUUAUUUUGUGCAACCUACUCAAUCAAAUAUUGAUCUUAUUUGUGAGGAUUGUGAAAAUGAGCUUUAUGCAUCGUGUCACAUUAAUUUUUGUCAUAGCAACUACAAGAGAGACAUUUUGGAAAAGAUGGCAAUGCGUCUAGUGCAGAGUGAAACAACAAACUUGUUGAAAAAAGUUUUGGAUCAAUUUGUUAACUUUUUAUGUUUGGAGAAGGACUUUUUCUCAUUGUUAGGUCUUGAAAACUGUAUGAUUCAUUUGCAUGACCCAACAAAAAAGGAGGAAGAGAUUAAAUCAACCAUUGACCAAAUUGCAAAUGGUGUGGCAUCGGUGGUUCUCUCCUAUUCUAGUGGAAAAUCCAGCGGAUUUAUAAUGCCAUUUAUUGUAUGCCCUUCUUCACAGGGCCAACCAGCCAGGUUAAUUGCUGAAGCCGUUGAAAAGAUUUUACGAAGCUUGGCUCAGUCCUCACUGCACGACGCCCAAUCUGAAUCAAACGUCGCAACAAUUGAAAAGAAGAAAAGUAGACCAUUAUUGGUCAUUACCGAUCGAACAAUUGACUUGACAGUGUGUUUACAGCAUCAAUGGACUUAUCGUUCCAUGGUUUUUGAUUUAUUUCAAAUGAAAUCGAAUCAGGUGAAAGUACCUUUGAAAAAGAAAUCGACAGCUGCUUCAGCCACCGAACAAACUUAUGAAAUUGCUCUGGAUGACGAAUUUUGGAUUGAAAAUUCGUCCAAGCCAUUCCAAGAAGUUGCACAAAAUGUCACUGGUAAUUUGGAAAGACAUAAGGCUCGAUUUAACGAAUUCAAUAAGAAAAACGGACUUAAUCUCAGUGAAGAUGAUGUCAUGAACACUGAUGCCGGAGAAAACGCUCAAUUGAGCAAGGAAACCAUUGACGAGAUGUUUAAAUUGGCAGAAGAACGAAAACAAGUGGAUAUGCACACAAACAUUGCAUAUGCCAUUUUGCAUGAGGUCAAUAAGAGAAAACUUGAUGAGUUUGUUGCAAUCGAAGAAGCAAUUAUUAGAAGACAAAACAAAAUUGAAACUCCAAUUUUACACUCUUUGCUUAACAUCUCAAGCCAGGAAGAAGGAUCUUUGGAACAAGAAAAGGGCACAAUUAAGGACAAGUUAAGACUCAUUCUUGUGUGCUACCUCUAUAUCAUUCAACAGGAGCGAAUGAAUCAAGCCCCACAAAUUAUAACUCGACAAGAGCUGGAAAAGUAUGCCCUUGCAUUAUUCCAAAGGAGAAAUGCAGUCGAAAAUAAGCUUGACGAAAAGACUCCAAGUAGCCUUGAAACUGCUCUCCCAGAACUAUCAUUCCUCAAGCAAAUUACAAUGCACACAAACAUGGGAAGAGUGACACAACAACCGCACGUGACUCAUCAAUCCUCACUUGCAAACCUUACCAAAAAGUUUUCCAUUCUUGGUGAAAAAAUUUCAAGUAUUGCUUCAGGCCUUAAUGAAUACUAUGGCGAGGGAUCAGAAUACAGCUCUACUCUUCCUCUCACUCGUAUUGUGGAUGCAAUUGUUAGCAAUACGCCAAAGAAACUUUAUGAGCACGAAGAAUUUGUAUUUAUAGACCCCAAAUUACCUCCCUCUCAGUCUGUGAUUAAGACAUUGUCCAAAUCAUCUGUUGAGAGUUCCAACAGAGAUAUCAAUAACCCUUCUUCCCCAAGAGGAAGAGGUAUGGAUGAAACUACAGCCUUCUCUCCUAGCUCCUCGUCUCAAGAAGGUUUCUCGGAAGUCAUAACAUUCGUUGUUGGAGGAGGAAAUUACAUGGAAUAUCAAAAUUUAAUUCAACAUUUCAAUGCAAAGAGUAUCAAAACAGGCUCUACCUUCAAUGUAACUUAUGGAUCUACAGAUAUUUUAACAGGAGAGCAAUUCUUGGAAGAGCUGAGACUAUUGGGUGAAAAGACAAGGCGUUAA
This is a messenger RNA of Naegleria lovaniensis, 2271 nucleotides long. RefSeq lists its product as uncharacterized. The record is from RefSeq and is a predicted model, not a curated record. The transcript has 3 exons. Gene Ontology annotation, molecular function: syntaxin binding. Gene Ontology annotation, cellular component: cytosol; Golgi membrane. Gene Ontology annotation, biological process: intracellular protein transport; endoplasmic reticulum to Golgi vesicle-mediated transport. Lineage: Eukaryota; Heterolobosea; Eutetramitea; Acrasida; Naegleriidae. The coding region runs from base 1 to 2271 and encodes 756 amino acids.